AUGUCGACCUUCCCCGGAUUCGGAACCGCCGCCACGCACGUCGGCCAGGAGCCGCUGCAAUGGGAGAUGCACCAGGUUGUGCCCCCGAUCUCGCUGUCGACGACGUACAUGCAGCUGCAGCCUGGGGAGCCCAAGGCCCACGAUUACUCGCGCGCCGGAAACCCCACCCGUGAUGUGCUGCAGAAGUGCCUCGCCGGGCUUGAAGCCUCCAAGCACGCUCGUGUCUUCUCCUCCGGGCUGGCCGCCUCGCAGUCGAUCAUCAACAUGCUGAAGACGGGCGACCAUGUCGUCUGCAGCGAUGAUGUCUACGGAGGAACUCAGCGAUUCCUUCGCAAAGUCUCCGUCCCUCACCAUGGACUCGAGGUCGACCUCGUUGAUCUCACCGAUCUCGAGAAGGCCAAGAACGCCUUCAAAACCAACACCAAGAUGGUCUGGUUCGAGUCGCCCUCCAACCCACUCCUCAAAGUCGUCGACAUCAAGGCCAUUGUUGCACUGGCCCGCAAGCACAACCCCAAGACGAUCAUCGUCGUCGACAACACCUUCAUGACCCCGUAUUUCCAGCGUCCUCUUUCUCUCGGCGUCGACAUUGUUGUCCACUCCCUCACCAAGUAUAUCAACGGCCACUCAGAUGUCGUCAUGGGCUCCGUGAUGACCGAUAGCGAUUCCAUUGAUCAGCACCUCUUCUUCCAGCAGCUCGCUGUCGGCGCUGUGCCAUCCGCUUUCGACUGCUUCCUCGUCAACCGCGGAAUCAAGACCCUGCACGUGCGCAUGCAGAGGCACUACGAGAACGCCCUGAAGGUCGCCGAGUUCCUGGAGAAGAACGAGCGGGUCGAGCGGGUGCUCUACCCAGCCCUGCCCUCCCACCCCCAGCACGAAAUCCACGUGAAGCAGACGAAGGGCAUGUCCGGCAUGAUCAGCUUCUACCUCAAGGGCAAGCUCGAGCACAGCCGCAGCUUCCUUUCCUCGCUAAAGGUGUUCACCCUCGCCGAAUCCCUCGGUGGCUACGAAUCGUUGGCCGAACUGCCCUCCGUCAUGACCCACGCCUCCGUACCAGCUGAGGAGCGCGCCAUCUUGGGCAUCGGCGACAACCUGAUCCGCCUCUCCGUCGGUAUCGAAGAAGUCGAGGACCUCAUCUCCGACCUCGACCAGGCCCUCAAGACCGCCAUCCCUAGCGUC
Mesorhabditis spiculigera is the source of this 1176-nucleotide messenger RNA. NCBI's taxonomy places the organism in Eukaryota, Metazoa, Nematoda, Chromadorea, Rhabditida, Rhabditidae. The record is from the annotation of a GenBank genome assembly.